Messenger RNA from Rhinopithecus roxellana (golden snub-nosed monkey), 1389 nucleotides. It is a transcript of the gene CEACAM16, whose product is annotated as CEA cell adhesion molecule 16, tectorial membrane component. The record is from RefSeq and is a predicted model, not a curated record. The coding region runs from base 1 to 1278 and encodes 425 amino acids. NCBI's taxonomy places the organism in Eukaryota, Metazoa, Chordata, Mammalia, Primates, Cercopithecidae. The transcript is spliced from 6 exons.
AUGGCGCUGACUGGGUACAGCUGGCUGCUCCUCAGUGCCACAUUCCUGAAUGUGGGGGCUGAGAUCUCUAUCACCCUGGAGCCUGCCCAGCCGACUGAAGGGGACAACGUCACGCUGGUCGUCCAUGGGCUUUCGGGGGAACUGCUCGCCUACAACUGGUAUGCGGGGCCCACACUCAGCGUAUCGUACCUGGUGGCCAGCUACAUCGUGAGCACAGGCGAUGAAACUCCUGGCCCGGCCCACACGGGGCAGGAGGCUGUGCGCCCCGAUGGCAGCCUGGACAUCCAGGGCGUCCUGCCCCGGCACUCAGGCACCUACAUCCUGCAGACGUACAACAGGCAGUUUCAGACUGAGGUGGGCUACGGACACAUGCAGGUCUAUGAGAUCCUGGCCCAGCCCACAGUCUUGGCCAACAGCACGGCACUGGUGGAGCGUCGAGACACCCUGCGCCUUAUGUGCGGCAGCCCCAGCACCACAGCCGAGGUCCGCUGGUUCUUCAAUGGUGGGGCCCUGCCCAUCGCUCUCCGCCUGGGCCUGUCCCCCGACGGCCGGGUGCUGGCCAGGCAUGGCAUCCGCCGGGAGGAGGCCGGUGCCUAUCAAUGUGAGGUGUGGAACGCGGUCAGUGCCAGCCGCAGCGAGCCCAUCAACCUGACCGUGUACUUUGGCCCAGAACGUGUGGCCAUCCUCCAGGAUUCCACCACCCGCACAGGCUGCACCAUCAAAGUUGACUUCAACACGUCCCUCACCCUAUGGUGCGUGUCCAGGUCCUGCCCAGAGCCCGAGUAUGUGUGGGCCUUCAAUGGGCAGGCCCUAAAGAACGGUCAAGACCGCAUCAACAUCAGCAGUAUGACAGCUGCCCAGGAGGGGACGUACACAUGUAUUGCGAAGAACACCAAGACCCUGCUAUCUGGAUCUGCCUCAGUCGUGGUCAAGCUCUCUGCUGCAGCAGUUGCCAUGAUGAUCGUGCCCGUGCCCACCAAGCCAAUGGAGGGCCAGGACGUGACGCUGACCGUGCAGGGCUACCCCAAGGACCUGCUGGUCUACGCCUGGUACCGCGGGCCUGCCUCCGAGCCCAACCGGCUGCUCAGCCAGCUGCCAUCAGGAACCUGGAUUGCAGGCCCCGCGCACACAGGCCGGGAGGUGGGCUUCCCCAACUGCUCACUGUUGGUGCAAAAGCUGAACCUCACAGACACUGGCCGCUACACACUCAAGACCGUCACACUGCAGGGCAAGACCGAGACACUGGAAGUGGAGCUGCAGGUGGCCCCCCUGGGGUAGCAGCGUGACCCUGGAGACAUCCAGAGAGAAGAGCUCUUCGCACCAUCCUCUGGUCCUCGCCCUGAGUGGGAACUGCUCCCCCCACAGCAAGGAUGCCAGGCUGUGGUCCUG